Aptenodytes forsteri (emperor penguin) is the source of this 6063-nucleotide messenger RNA. RefSeq names its product SWI/SNF related, matrix associated, actin dependent regulator of chromatin, subfamily a, member 1 (gene SMARCA1). Gene Ontology annotation, molecular function: nucleosome binding; ATP hydrolysis activity; DNA binding. Gene Ontology annotation, cellular component: chromatin; nucleus. The record is from RefSeq and is a predicted model, not a curated record. Lineage: Eukaryota; Metazoa; Chordata; Aves; Sphenisciformes; Spheniscidae. Gene Ontology annotation, biological process: regulation of transcription by RNA polymerase II; nucleosome organization.
AUGAGGAUGAGACAAAUCUUCAAUAAAAAUGAUCCCCCGUUUCAACUCAAACUUCCUCCAAAGGCAGCUAGACCUGAAAAAGAAAUUGACCCAGAAUAUGAAGAGAAGAUGAAAGCAGAUCGAGCAAAAAGGUUUGAGUUCCUUCUGAAGCAGACAGAACUUUUUGCACAUUUUAUUCAGCCUGCAGCACAAAAAUCGCCAACAUCUCCAUUGAAAGUCAAGUUGGGACGGCCACGGAUGAAGAAGGAUGAAAAACAGAGUUUGAUUUCAGCUGGGGAUUAUCGUCACAGGCGCACAGAACAAGAAGAAGAUGAAGAGCUGUUGUCAGAGAGUCGAAAAACGUCUAAUGUGUGUAUUCGAUUUGAGGAGUCUCCUUCAUAUGUGAAAGGAGGAACACUAAGAGAUUAUCAGGUUAGAGGUUUGAACUGGGUGAUCUCAUUGUAUGAAAAUGGUGUUAAUGGCAUUCUGGCAGAUGAAAUGGGUCUUGGUAAGACUCUGCAGACAAUAGCAUUAUUAGGCUAUCUGAAGCAUUACCGAAACAUUCCUGGGCCACACAUGGUCCUGGUUCCAAAAUCAACUUUGCACAAUUGGAUGAAUGAAUUCAAACGCUGGGUUCCAUCAUUACGUGCUGUUUGCCUUAUUGGAGAUAAAGAUGCCAGAGCUGCUUUUAUCCGUGAUGUUAUGAUGCCUGGUGAAUGGGAUGUUUGUGUUACAUCAUAUGAAAUGGUAAUUAAAGAGAAAUCGGUCUUCAAAAAAUUUAACUGGAGGUACCUGGUAAUUGAUGAAGCCCACAGAAUAAAGAAUGAGAAGUCUAAGCUGUCAGAGAUUGUACGUGAGUUCAAGACAACAAAUCGAUUGCUGCUUACAGGAACUCCUUUGCAGAAUAACCUCCAUGAGCUGUGGGCAUUACUGAAUUUUCUUUUACCUGAUGUCUUCAAUUCUGCAGAUGAUUUUGACUCAUGGUUCGACACUAAAAAUUGUCUCGGUGAUCAGAAACUUGUAGAAAGACUUCAUGCUGUUUUGAAGCCAUUUUUAUUACGUCGCAUAAAAGCUGAAGUAGAAAAGAGUUUGCCUCCGAAGAAGGAAGUAAAAAUUUAUCUUGGGCUCAGCAAAAUGCAGAGGGAAUGGUAUACCAGGAUCCUGAUGAAAGAUAUUGAUAUCCUGAAUUCAGCUGGGAAAAUGGAUAAGAUGCGUCUGCUGAAUAUUCUGAUGCAGCUGCGGAAAUGCUGUAACCAUCCUUACCUAUUUGAUGGUGCUGAGCCGGGCCCUCCUUACACCACUGACACACAUCUCAUCACUAACAGUGGUAAAAUGUUAGUUCUGGAUAAACUGCUAGCAAAACUCAGAGAGCAAGGUUCCAGAGUUCUGCUUUUUAGUCAGAUGACUCGCUUACUGGAUAUUUUGGAAGACUAUUGCAUGUGGCGUGGAUAUGAGUACUGCCGACUUGAUGGACAGACACCACACGAAGAAAGAGAGGAAGCAAUAGACACAUUUAAUGCUCCCAACAGCAGUAAAUUCAUUUUCAUGCUGAGUACCAGAGCUGGAGGUCUUGGAAUUAAUUUGGCAACUGCUGAUGUGGUUAUUCUCUAUGAUUCAGAUUGGAACCCUCAAGUAGAUCUGCAAGCCAUGGAUCGUGCGCAUCGUAUUGGUCAAAAGAAACCAGUACGGGUGUUUCGACUAAUCACUGAUAAUACUGUUGAAGAGAGGAUUGUAGAAAGAGCUGAAAUAAAACUGAGACUGGACUCUAUAGUUAUACAACAAGGAAGGCUCAUAGACCAACAGUCUAACAAACUGGCAAAAGAUGAAAUGCUGCAGAUGAUCCGGCAUGGAGCCACGCAUGUUUUUGCUUCCAAAGACAGUGAGCUGACAGAAGAAGAUAUAACCACUAUUUUAGAAAGAGGUGAAAAGAAGACAGCUGAAAUGAAUGAACGAUUGCAGAAAAUGGGGGAGAGCUCCUUACGAAAUUUCACUAUGGACACAGAGAUGAGCUUAUACAACUUUGAAGGUGAAGAUUAUAGGGAAAAACAAAAGCUGAGCAUGAUGGAAUGGAUAGAGCCUCCAAAACGAGAACGCAAAGCUAAUUACGCAGUUGACGCUUAUUUCAGAGAAGCCCUACGUGUUAGUGAACCGAAAGUCCCGAAGGCUCCACGACCUCCAAAACAACCAAAUAUUCAGGAUUUCCAGUUUUUCCCACCACGGUUAUUUGAACUUCUGGAAAAAGAAAUUCUGUAUUACCGUAAGACCAUAGGAUAUAAGGUCCCCAGGAAUCCUGACCUCCCAAAUGCAGCUCAGGUACAGAAAGAGGAACAAAAGAAGAUAGAUGAGUCUAUGCCUCUGAAUACUGAGGAAAGUGAAGAGAAGGAAAAGCUUCUAACACAGGGUUUUACAAACUGGAAUAAAAGGGAUUUUAACCAGUUUAUUUAAAGCUAUGAGAAAUAUGGUCGUGACGAUAUAGACAAUAUUGCCCGUGAGGUGGAGGGAAAGUCACCUGAGGAGGUCAUUGAGUAUUCAGCUGUUUUCUGGGAACGUUGUAACGAACUACAGGACAUUGAAAGGAUUAUGGCUCAAAUUGAACGAGGAGAGGCAAGAAUUCAACGGAGGAUCAGUAUCAAGAAAGCUCUCGAUGCCAAAAUUGCAAGGUAUAAAGCACCUUUUCAUCAGUUGCGUAUUCAGUAUGGAACAAACAAAGGGAAAAAUUACACAGAAGAGGAAGACAGAUUUUUGAUAUGCAUGUUACACAAGAUGGGCUUUGACAAAGAAAACGUGUACGAGGAACUAAGGCAGUGUGUGCGCAAUGCUCCUCAGUUCAGAUUUGACUGGUUUAUCAAAUCUAGAACUGCAAUGGAGUUUCAGAGACGCUGCAAUACUCUCAUAUCAUUAAUAGAAAAAGAAAAUAUGGAAAUUGAGGAAAAAGAAAGAGCUGAAAAGAAGAAAAGAGGAGCAAAAGUUACAGCAUCACAGAAGAGAAAAGCAGAUUUGGCUACUGAGAACUCUGGAAAAAAAGAUGCUAAGAAAGUGAAGUCGUGAACCUGAAAACAAUGCUAAAUGUAAAACUGCCACUUUCUUCCCUCCAUCUACAAGUAUUAAUUGCCAACUUCUUUGUAUUCAUGGUACUGUCUUCCAAAUCCCAUGGUUUAAUUUUGCAAAUUUUGUAUACUUUACAAUGUCUUUCCUUAUCUAAAAUGUGUAGCUUUAUAUCUUAUGCAUUCCAGUAUUUUUGUGUACUGUAUUUUGUGAGUUUCAUGUCUUUGGCCAAAUUCACUCAGUCCUUGUUUUUUUGAAGCUUGUGCUGAGGUUUUAGCUUUUAUAUGUUUUAUAUGCUGCUGCUUUGAAAGAAAACCUAGAUUCUAUAGCUGUAUUAUUGUUGUUUCAUAUUUUAAAUUUAUAUGGCGGGGGGGGGAAAAAAAAAAUUUAUUUUUUUUAAUUAUUUGAAGAGAAAUAUACUUCACCUUUGUUUUCCCUACCCUCUCUCCUUUUUUGCAUAGCUACAUUUAGAGUGAAUGUUAAGGUUUGUAUAAUUGUGCCUUCAUCAUCGAUCAGAAUUUUUUUCAGAGGAGUACUUAGAUAGGAUCAGGAGCAUGACAGAACAAAAAAAAUCUAAUUAGACUGACAUCCUUGUUUGCUGUCAAACCACAACAGCAUUAAAAUGACAUUUUGCUCUGAAAUGUUUGGAAGCAUAAGCCAGCAAAUACUUAUAUGGAUUUUUUUCUUCUUUAUCACUGGUUUCUGCUGGGCUUCAUACAUGCUUAAACAAAGGAUGAGGUGUUUUUCAGAGUGACCUCUAGAUGAACUUCCUAUGCCUAAUAAACUGAAGUAGUCGACUAACAGCUGCUUUUUUAAGUAACAAACAAAAUAAUUCAUCUUCUGGUUGGUAGGCUGCUCAGCUGUGCUGCCUUGUGCUAAAAGAUCUUUGUUGCUCUAAUUAUCUCUGCUAACUUUCUGCUUUUGCCUUUGAUUCAAUAUGUCAGUCAGAAGCAAUGGGGAUAUGUUAUGGAGUGCUCCUUUAUAGUAUUUCUAUUUUAAUGAAGGGAUGAAAGUGUUGGAUGUAUGAUUUUUUUUGACUUUGCAGGAAUGGCCUUUAUUAAGCAGGUUCAUAGUUUCUGCUCACCUUGGAGUCUCUGCCUUUCCUGGAUCAGUAGAACAGUGACUGUGACAUCUAAUGUUUUACUUUAAUCUUCUGUCUCUGAUCUGGUGUUUAGUAUGGACCUUGCUACAGUGAGACAUGCCCUCAUAAUGUCAAGUCUAGAUUAAUGCAGUGUGCUUUACAUGGUACUUCCCUUGAAGACUACUUGUAAAUUUCUUCUAGUGCAGUUUGCUUUCUUCUGUGGUUUAAGGUGUUUUGAGAUGAAAAAAACUAUUUAAGCUCUUUAUAUUUCAUGCUUUGCAUUGGCUACCUUCUUCUGUAUUGGUAAAAUUCAGGACUUUAUAAAAAGUUCUUGAGUCUUAGGACAGAGUUCUGCCCAUAUUCUUCUAUGUCAUUUAAAAUACAUUGGAAUGUCUUUGAAGUUUUCUGGGAUUAAUCUCUAAGCUUGAUGAGUAAUUUCCAGCCUUUCUUGAUAGUCUGUGUUUUAAGGUUUGGGGCAAAAUGGGUGUGGUGACUUGGUUGAGCAUUUUGAAAGAUUAAUAAUUUGAUUUCAUAUUUCGGAAUGGAGCUUUUGUUUGGGGACCAAGUUAUUAAUUAUUUUACUGGGCUUUUAUUUGUAAGACUUGUAAAAAAGGGGAUUCAUCUGUUGAGAUUCAUCUGAUGAGUUGAGAGCUACGUCUAAUAAUGAUGGGGCACAACUUUCAGACAGAAGGUUAGUGAUGGGUGUCAAUGCAUGCUUUUAAAUGAGUAUGCAACCCAGAUGGGAAAGGUCUGCUCAAGAAAAGAAGGAUGUCUUUUUCAAAUAGUAUUUUUGGUAUUGGAGUAGCUGACAUCCUGUUUUAUCCCUGGGAGAAGGACAUCCCGUGUAAUUAUGGGCUGGAAAAAGGCUGUGCAGCUACAUACAUACAUAAUCACAAAUCCCUGGAGCAUUGCUUUUCAUAGAGAGAGGAAGAUGCCUUGUUUACAUUUGCUUUUCGACUCCCAUGUCACUCAGUAAGUUUAUGGCCUGAAAUUAUAAAAACAAGUAAAGAGAGGAGGGAAAUAAAGGCUGGAAGAGCCAAUUGAAUUUUUAUUGAAUCACAUGGCUAGGUCUAGACCUUAUUCCAUUGCUUCUAUUUAGCAUCAGGUGAAUAUUUUAAUGUUUUAAGUCUUUGAAAUAAGUGUAUUCUGGUUUUGUUUAUUGUAGAUUAGCUUUGUUUGACUUGCAUGUUUUUGUGUAUCCAGUUUCUCUGUGUUGCAAAGUGUAUGGAAAGUCUUAAAAUGGUAAUAUCUCAACUUGUUCUUUUAUGCAUAUUUCUUGGUUUGAGUUACCGCUUGAGUUAAUGUUCACUUUUCUCCUCCCUCAAUGACAUGAUAUACUAGCUAUAUAGCAAGAGAUCAUGCAAUUGUUCUUCCAGAUAUUAUCCUCUUGAUCAGACAGCUUCUCUGAAGAAUAAUAGAUGCUCCCAGGAACUAUCUGUUAUCUCUUACAGUCUGUAGUUCCUAGUUACGCUGAAUGUGCUGUUGAACAACAGUCCUUGAGAGCACUUGUACACUAUAUACUAGUUCCUCAGCAUAUUGAGUCUUCCCAUCCAUCACGUCCCACAGUGAUAACUAAAGAAAAUUGCUAACAGCUGCUGGUCAGGAUUAAAGUAAAAUGGAUCUUUCUUUUCCUUUUUCAUUCUUCUAGUUGCAGAUACACACACAGUAUGUGCCUAGCAGUAUCUAAAUGAUGUGCUGCUGUGACUCAAAAUUAGAUGGACUGAAAUAAAGGAAUCUUUAUACUUUUAACUACUAUUUUCUUAGGUGAGGAAUACUGUUUGUAAGAAAUUUGUAAGCACUGAAUGUAAUGUGAUACAAAACUUCUGAAAAGUAUGGGCCUUCAGGCAAUUUGGUAGUUGCCAAAAAAAUUACAUGAUAUAAAAUUUUGAGGAUAAUUUGUUGUUUCUUUUUGAGUAGACAACUAAAAUUUGAUUGUGUUAGCAUUAGGCUUGAAGAAA